UAUACCCAAGAACUUACUUUCAUUUCUCACAGCUUCUCUGAGAGAGCUCCUUUAUGGGAGAUUAGGCUGUGGCCUUCCUUCACUCAUUUCCAUGGAAUAUCCAUUGGCAUCUGUCCUGUAUUGAUUGAUUGUGGAGGGCAGGGGUUGGAAGAUUUCUGAAGAGAUAACUGAAUUUGCUUGGAUUGGAGACCAAGAGGAACCUCCAAAGUCAAGCCAGUCAGGAGCAGUAGAGCAGCUGGUAUGGCUUUGGCAAUCCUGGUGGAUGUAAAGGAGGAGGUGACCUGCCCCAUCUGCCUGGAGCUCCUAACAGAACCCCAGAGCCUAGAGUGUGGACACAGCUUCUGCCAGUCCUGCCUCAUUGAAAACCAAACCAAAUCCACUGUGGGUCAAGAAGGGGAGAACUGCUGCCCCAUGUGCAGAGUCAGUUACCAGCCUGGGAGCCUGCGGACUAAUCGCCAUCUGGCCAACAUAGCAGAGAGGCUCAGAAAGGCCAACGUGAGCCUGGAGGAGGAGCAGAGAGUACAUCACUGUGCACGCCAUGGAGAGAAACUCCUGCUCUUCUGUAAGGAGGAUGGGAAGGCCAUUUGUUUGCUUUGUGAGCGAUCUCAGGAGCACCGUGGUCACCAGACAUUCCUCAUAGAGGAAGUUGCCCAAGAGUACCAAGAGAAGAUCCAGGCAGCUCUGAAGAAGUUAAUGGAGAAGCAUCAGGAAACUGAGGAGUGGAAAGCUGACAUCCAGGAAGAGAGAACUUCCUGGAAGAAUCAAUUACAAGUUGACAGACAAAAUGUCCAGGCAGAAUUUACAAGACUGAGAGACAUACUGGAUAGUCAGGAGCAGAUGAUGCUGCAGAAGUUGGAGAAAGAAGAGAGAGAUGUUCUGCAAAUCUUGGCAGAAUCUGAAGAUGAGGUGGCCCAGCAGAGUCAGUUAGUGAGUGAUCUCAUCUCAGAUCUGGAGCAUCGUCUGGAGAGUUCAGCAAUGGAGAUGCUGCAGGUAAGACUCCAGAAGAAGCCCUAG
Messenger RNA from Tupaia belangeri chinensis (Chinese tree shrew), 1014 nucleotides. Its product is annotated as tripartite motif-containing protein 5. NCBI's taxonomy places the organism in Eukaryota, Metazoa, Chordata, Mammalia, Scandentia, Tupaiidae. The record is from RefSeq and is a predicted model, not a curated record. Gene Ontology annotation, molecular function: zinc ion binding. The coding region runs from base 241 to 1014 and encodes 257 amino acids. The transcript has 4 exons.